This is a messenger RNA of Ruditapes philippinarum (Manila clam), 833 nucleotides long. RefSeq lists its product as uncharacterized. The transcript has 3 exons. The record is from RefSeq and is a predicted model, not a curated record. Lineage: Eukaryota; Metazoa; Mollusca; Bivalvia; Venerida; Veneridae. The coding region runs from base 138 to 458 and encodes 106 amino acids.
CAGAGGUUAAUCCACGACACGCUGCCAGAAUUGCAUUAACCACCGUCAAAGCAUGGCUUCAGGAAAACAAAGAUUCGGUGGAUAAAAUCAUAUUCUGUGUGUACGAUAUUGAUAACUGGGCAUGCUAUCAGGAAUUCAUGCCGGAAAUUUUCCCGCCAAGUUCAGCCAAAGACACAUCCGAAGCAUGUUUACUCCCUAUUGAAAUCCUUAGAAUGGAUAAGCAUUCAAUAGAAUUAUACAAACGAGCAUUAAGUGAGGGCAAAGAGGCUGUUUACAAUAUUCGAGUAAUGGUUGUCGGCCAUUACGGUGUUGGCAAGACAACGCUAACAAAGCGUCUAUUUGAUGAAGAUGUGGAUAUUAAUAAACGAGAGAGUACAAAUGGUAUUGAUGUUCACGUGAAAAGAUGCAAGGUGUCCCUGCAAACUCGACAAUGGUUUAUCUCAGAAAAUUGUGAUUGACAUCUUUCUUUGAUCUUUUACCGCUUUCUCGUUUACAAGUUUUUUUAGUUUAAAUAUAUAAUUUUUCAUGUCCAUUGCCUUUACUUUGGCGGAGUCUGUUUUACAAAAUUCGAUGUAAACAUUCAUUAAUGGUCAUUAACCUGGUUUAAUAUUCAGUUCUGCUGAAGCAGACGAUAAAAAGUGUGGACGGUAACUUGCAUUUACCACUGUAGUUUAUGAGCAGGUUUAAUCGAACCUGGACUGUGCAGCAUUUUCAAUUUUGCUUUGUCAGGCGACUUGUAAGGUUAAGGUUUCCAUCUUGACUAUUCUCAUAGGAAUGAUUUUAUCAUGGUGGGUGACUACAUUUUACUUUUAACUGAAUGUCGUUGACUUCAU